Messenger RNA from Kickxella alabastrina, 1073 nucleotides. Its product is annotated as ribosomal protein L1p/L10e family-domain-containing protein. The coding region runs from base 110 to 1018 and encodes 302 amino acids. The transcript is spliced from 2 exons. The record is from RefSeq and is a predicted model, not a curated record. Lineage: Eukaryota; Fungi; Kickxellomycota; Kickxellomycetes; Kickxellales; Kickxellaceae. Gene Ontology annotation, cellular component: 90S preribosome.
UUUGCUUUUUAUUAAUACGGUCCUCCUUUUCUGUAGCUUUUUUUAUAUACACAUAUAUUGACUUGAAUUCAACUUUUUUAUUGUCGAGAAACAAAAGAAAGAACAAAAUAUGUCGCUGAACCACGAACUUGUACUCAAAGCCUCUACGGCACUGCUGAAGCACAUCGAGAAGAAGAAGGAGAGCGACGAAGUGACCAACCUGCUGGCGGACGAGACCGAGCAGGUGCAUCUGAUUAUGAGCGUGAAGAAGCUGUCCACGAAGGAGCGUCACAAGCCCUACCGGAUUUCCCUGCGCACCCCGAUGUAUGAGGAGACAGCCUCCGUGUGCCUGAUCGUGAAGCCGACCCAGACAGAGUACGUCGAGAAGCUGCUGGCCUUUGGCAUUCCCCAGAUUAAAGAGAUUGUCACUAUGGAUCAGCUGAAGAAGAAAUACAAGUCGUAUGAGUCCAAGCGCCAGCUCCUGGCCAUGCAUGAUCUGUUCUUGGCCGACGACCGGGUGCUCGCCAGCCUGCCGGAGCUUUUGGGUGUAAAGUUUUUCAAUGCGAAGAAGCUCCCUGCUCCCGUUAAUCUGAUGGCUAAGGACCAGAAGAAGGAGCUUACCAGGGCGCUUUCGUGCACAUUCUACAGACAGACGAAGGGCACUUGCAAUGCGAUCAAGGUCGGUUUGACCUCCAUGGCGGCUACCCAGCUGGCUGACAACAUUGAAGAUGUCGUCGCCGCUGUCUCGCAACUCGUCCCGAAGAAGUGGGAGAACAUCCAGUCAAUUGGAAUCAAGACGGGCACCUCCCUGACCCUCCCCAUUUACAACGCCCUCCCCAUGCCCCCUACUGUUAUCACGGACUCGUCUGCCACUAGAAUGGUCGUCGAUCAGGCCAAGACCGCUUCAGGAAAGAAGACCAAAAAGAGCCCCAUGUCUCGCACUGCCGCUGACAAGGCCAUUGUCGCUGCUGCUACCGUUACCAAGAAGAACGCACGGUCCAAGGGGCGUGGGCGUGCCGCUGCCUCGACCAAGGCAUAAUAAAGAGAGACUUUUAUAUAAUUGAAAAAUACACAUGACUUUGCUUUCACUCGAU